Molecule: messenger RNA, 3955 nt
Organism: Salvia splendens (bonfire salvia)
Lineage: Eukaryota; Viridiplantae; Streptophyta; Magnoliopsida; Lamiales; Lamiaceae
Product: protein ALWAYS EARLY 3
Exons: 21
Coding region: 203-3628 (1141 amino acids)
Biological process (GO): DNA-templated transcription; regulation of transcription by RNA polymerase II; regulation of cell cycle
Cellular component (GO): nucleoplasm; transcription repressor complex
Molecular function (GO): DNA binding
Source: RefSeq, a predicted model, not a curated record
AUUAAAUACGCACAUAAAAUUCGAUCUUCUUCCAACUCUCUCUCGCAAAAACUCUGCUUUCUCUCUCUAAAGUCUCACUCCAUCGCAGAAAAAUCGUAAUCCCUCGCGCCACCAAUUCUCAAUUGAUCUCAAAUCUGGAGCUUUUCCUCAACUUCUAUGAAUUGAAUUAUUCGGAAAGUUUAGAUUCCUAGAUUAGCACAUAAUGGGACCCACAAGAAAGUCGAGAAGUGUGAAUAACCGCUAUUCUUAUAUCGACGAUGUAUCUCCCAGCAAAGAUGGAUAUAAUGCUAAAAAAAGUAACAGUCGGAAAAGAAAGUUGUCUGACAUGCUUGGGCCUCGGUGGACCAUGGAAGAGCUGACUCGUUUUUAUGACUCUUACCGCAAGUACAGUAAAGAGUGGAAGAAGGUAGCUGGUGCUGUCAGAAAUCGUUCAGCAGAAAUGGUGGAGGCCCUUUACACUAUGAAUCGGGCAUACUUAUCUCUUCCACAUGGAACUGCUUCUGCAGCUGGGUUAAUCGCCAUGAUGACUGAUCACUACAGCAAUCUGGCAGGCAGUGAUAGUGACCAAGAGAAGAAUGGUGGAGCAGGAUCAUCCCGGAAGACACAGAAGCGUGCUCGUGGGAAAGUGGAGCCCCCCACCCCUAAAGCAUUAGAUGACAUUGCUUCACAAUCUCUAAUCACUGCAUCAAAUUAUGGCUGCCUUUCAUUAUUGAAAAAGAAUCGCUCUAGUGUUAGCAGAGCUCGUCCUGUCGGAAAAAGAACUCCAAGGUUCCCGGUUUCAUUUUCACGUGAAAAUAUCAACGGGGAGAAAUUUUUUUCUCCAACAAGGCAGGGCCUGAAAUUAAAGGCCAAUGCUGAUGACAAUGAAGUAGCUCAUGAGAUAGCUAUAGCUUUGGCAGAGGCCUCCCAGAGAGGUGGUUCCCCCAAGGUUUCUGGUACACUGAAUAAAAGAGCUGAAAGUGUAAUGUCCUCACCUUUUAGGCAUGCUCAAAGAAAGCAUAAUAUAGCAGAGAUAUCAAAUGGCAAGCUCUUGGCAACAGACACAGAUGAAGAAGAUUUAGAAGGAAGCACAGAAGCCGACACUGGUGAAUUAUCAAGGUGUAAACCCCAUUUGAUUGAAUCUGUAAGUAUUGGUACAACGAGACAGAAGGGAAACAAAUUUGAAGGGAGAAAGCAUGAAGUUGAUAACAAUAUUGAGAAUCAUUUGGAUGACAUCAAGGAAGAAUGCAGUGGAACAGAGGAAGGUCAGCAACUGCUGAGUGCAAUGAGAAAAAAGUUUGAUGUGGAGGUCAAUGACACCAAGGUGUCCAGAUCUCCGAUGCUGAAGAAGAGCAAACAGGUUCUCUUUGGCAGAGAUGAAGAACCUGCUUUUGAUGCCCUGCAAACACUGGCGGAUUUGUCACUGAUGAUGCCAACAGAUCAUGAAUAUGAUUCCAGGAUGCUGUUCAAAGAUGAUCAUGAUUAUGUUGACGAGACUGUGCCAUUAGAAUCUCCACCGGCAAACCAGCCAAGAGAAAAACGUAGAUCCUCAGGGGUAAGAAUGAAAGGACACCUAGCAUCAAGUGUUGAAGUUGCUUGUAGCAAAACAUCAAAACCUGGAAAUAGUUCAGUUUUUCAUGGUAGUUCUGUUCCUGAAGAAAACCAGGAUUCCCAUCAGUCUACCACCAAAUCAAGAAAAAAACAAAAGAUGCCAGUGCAUAAGAAUAAAAAAACUGAAGUUCAUGCUGAAAUUCAUCUUAGUGGAUCUCCAGGGGUUGAGGCUGGAGAUGCAAGCAAGAAAUCAAUACGGAGUAAAAAGUAUUCUCAAAGUAGUUCUCCGAAAGUGAUGAAAGUUUCAGAAAACUCUUCUGGUGCUGAUUUACAGAAAGAAGGGUCUGACUCAGCCCACUCAGCUACACAGGUUCUGGUCAAUCAGGUUAAUUUACCUACUAAAAUGAGGAGCCGGCGUAAGCUGAGUCUUAAAAAACCAUUGGUCAAGAAGGACCUGAAAUUUUCUGAAAAGAUCUCAAACAAUGAGAGUAAUCUUUCUCUUGGUUCACUCCAUGAUACAGUACCUAGAUUUAAGAACCUGUCUAAUUGUUUAGCGAACCAGCGCCUGAGGAGAUGGUGUACUUAUGAAUGGUUCUACAGUGGCAUUGAUUAUCCAUGGUUUGCAAAGAGGGAGUUUGUUGAAUAUCUGUAUCAUGUUGGAUUGGGUCAUGUACCGAGAUUAACUCGUGUAGAGUGGGGUGUCAUAAGAAGUUCACUUGGUAAACCACGGCGAUUUUCAGAGCAGUUCCUGAAGGAAGAAAAAGAGAAGCUUAAUCAGUAUCGAGAUACUGUUAGAAAACAUUACUCUGAGCUGCGCGAAGGUCUCAGGGAUGGACUACCGAAUGAUCUUGCAAGGCCUUUAUCAGUUGGUCAGCGUGUCGUUGCUAUUCAUCCAAAAAUGAGGGAGAUUCAUGAUGGAAGUGUGCUAACUGUUGAUCACUCGAAGUGUCGGGUUCAAUUUGACCGUCAAGAGCUAGGGGUUGAAUUUGCCAUGGAUAUUGACUGCAUGCCUGUAAAUCCAUUUGAGAACAUGCCUGCAAUGCUUGGCAGACACACAAUCACUGCUGAAAUGUUUGAGAGCUUCAAUCAACUGAAAGAGAAUGGACGAGCAAAGGAGUACAUUAAGCUUUCUCCUAGUGACAACCUGGAUAAUAUGGAUGAUAUUUCUGCUCUAUCUUUAUUAGCUAAUCCUGGCAGUUUGCUGAAGCAAUCAAAGGUUGCUUCAGAUGUUCCAACAAGGCCGGGAACUGGUGAUAACGCAAGGUACCAGCAGACAUAUUCUCAGUCCAGUACACCACUUGCUCAAAUCCAGGCAAAGGAAGCUGACAUUCAAGCUCUUGCACAACUAACUCGUGCCCUCGAUAAAAAGGAAGCUAUUGUUUGUGAAUUAAGGCUUAUGAAUGAUGAUGUGUUGGAAAGUCAGAAGGAUGGUGAUAGCCCUUUAAAAGAAUCGGAACCCUUUAAAAAGCAAUAUGCUGCGGUGCUUAUACAAUUGAAUGAAGCCAAUGAACAGGUCUCUUCAGCUUUACACUGCUUGAGAGAACGAAACACGUAUCAAGGAAAAUUUCCACCUGCAUGGCCGAGGCCACUGCUUGGUCUUGCUGAUCCUGGUAACACAUUCAAUUCUUUUGACCGUUCUGCAUGUCAAACUCAAGAAGUGGGAUCACAUGUGAAUGAAAUCAUGGAUAGCUCCAAAACAAAAGCUCGGACUAUGGUCGAUGCUGCAUUGCAGGCGAUAUCAUCACUGACGAAUAGGGAUGGUACCAUGGAGAAGAUUGAGGAAGCCAUAGACUACGUAAAUGACCAGCUUUCCUCGGAUGAUUCCUGCAUGCCAGUGAGAACUGAUCCUAAAUCCUCAAAUGCAUCUGACAUUGAGGCCCAAAUUCCCUCCGAGCUGAUCACAAAAUGUGUAGCAACUUUGCUAAUGAUUCAGAAGUGUACCGAACGACAGUUUCCUCCAUCCGAUGUGGCAAAAAUACUAGAUUCUGCUGUGACAAGCCUACAGCCACGAAGUUCGCAAAACCUUCCUGUUUAUACCGAGAUACAGAAGUGUGUGGGCAUCAUCAAGAACCAGAUAUUGGCGCUAAUACCUACUUAGUUAACCAGAAACGGUAUCAUGUCCCCUCCAAUUGUCUUGUGAUAUUUUUUGUCUCAGCUCUACCCUUUCUGUUACAUUCACAGGUUAGAUUUUACUCCUACCAGUUCUUCAUAUUUUCAUCCACCAGGAUCAGCUAGUUUUAUAGUUGUGGGAAAUGAGUGAAGAACACGUUGAUAUAAAUAUUUGUACAUGAUUUGCCAUCAACUCUAUAUGGCAGACUGCAUAGCCUGCAGUUUACGUUUAGUAGGGGAUGCCAUUAGCAGAUUGUAAAUAAGUUAGAGAGGCGAUGAAAGUGCAAUAAGUUAAAUAAAAUUCAAUGGUUUUCUA